GUGUCAUCAUGUCCGUUAGCAUGCAUAUCCUCACAUUCCAAUUACACUCAUACUCGGCCUGUCUCGUCUACAGGCUCAUCCACCCUCUUCUUCCACCAUGACAUCCCUUGAAACUGCCCUCCCACUGACACGAGACUCCAUCGUCUCAGCCCAUGAACUGAUCAAACCUCACAUCCACCUUACGCCCGUGCAUACCAGCACCACUCUCUCGACAAUUGCAUCCACCCCGCAAAGCCCAGAUGCGCUCAAAGGCACGCCAUGGGAAGGCCAGGAGCCGGCGAAGCCGAAAAUCAAGCUGUUCUUCAAAUGCGAGAACUUCCAGCGUAUAGGGGCGUUCAAGGUGCGGGGAGCUUUUCAUGCCGUGAAGAGAUUGAUUGCGGAGCAAGGAGAGGGAGAGGUCAGGAGGAGAGGCGUUGUGACGCAUUCUUCCGGAAAUCAUGCCCAAGCCCUCGCCCUCGCCGCGAAGACCUUCUCGAUCCCCGCUCAUAUAGUCAUGCCGUCCAUCUCCACACCGUCCAAGAUCGCGGGCACACGCGCCCAAGGCGCAACGAUCCAUUUCAGCGGUUCGACGUCCCAGGAGCGCGAAGCCGUUGUUGCGGAAGUCAUAAAGAAGACGGGUGCGACGCUGGUGCCACCGUACGAUCAUCCAGAUAUUAUAAUCGGGCAAGGAACUAUGGCGCUGGAGUUUGAGAGGCAGGUGGAGGACUUGAUCGCGAACACCGAAGGGUUGAAUGUACGAAAGGGGAAGAAAGGGCUUGAUGCCGUCAUUACGCCGUGUGGAGGUGGAGGCAUGUUGUCUGGCAAUGCGAUUGCGUUGCGCGGCACCGGUAUACGUGCGUUUGGCGCAGAACCCAGUUUCCAGGGCGCCGAUGAUGCAAAGCGUGGGUUGGAGGCUGGGGAACGAAUCACUUCGGUCAAGACCCUCACGAUUGCUGACGGAUUGAGGACGCCGCUGGGAGAGUGGACAUGGAAGGUCAUCUCGGAUCAAGAGUAUGUGAGCGGCGUUUUUUCGGUGACGGAGAAGAAUAUCAGGGAUGCGAUGAAAUUGGUGUUGGAGCGGAUGAAGUGUGUUGUCGAGCCGUCUGCUGUUGUGGGACUGUCAGUCGUCUUGUAUAAUGAGGACUUUAGACGUCUGGUCGAGAGGGAGGCUGGGGAUGAUGGGUGGAAUAUUGGAACCGUGUUCAGUGGGGGGAAUACCACUGUUGAGGCUAUCUCGAAGAUAUUCGCAGACGCGGGGGAUGAGCAAGGCGAAAGAGCUGAAGGUGUCCUAGGUCUAGAUGGACAAAGGGUCGCGGAGAAUGUUGCUGGGUAGAUGAUGCUCCUGCC
This is a messenger RNA of Westerdykella ornata, 1326 nucleotides long. Its product is annotated as tryptophan synthase beta subunit-like PLP-dependent enzyme. Gene Ontology annotation, molecular function: pyridoxal phosphate binding; D-serine ammonia-lyase activity; serine racemase activity. The transcript has 2 exons. Lineage: Eukaryota; Fungi; Ascomycota; Dothideomycetes; Pleosporales; Sporormiaceae. Gene Ontology annotation, biological process: D-serine biosynthetic process; pyruvate biosynthetic process; L-serine metabolic process. The record is from RefSeq and is a predicted model, not a curated record. The coding region runs from base 98 to 1312 and encodes 404 amino acids.